CGGGUCCUACCGACACCUCACGCCUGGGAAAGAGUCGCUGGGUUUGGGCAGCAGGCAAAUCCUCCUCGCUGCUCGCUGCGCUCCGGACCUCCGGCGAGGAGAGAAGGGGGUGGUCUUGAGAAGGAAAACGGGCGUUUUUAGCGCGUGUUGUGCUUAUUAUGAUAUCCUAUGUGAAUAUAUUCAUUUUAUCAGCUCAGCAUGCUCAGUUGCUGGAGGUUUGUGUCUGUUUUUCUAUUGUGUGCUGGCUGGAGCCUGAAGUGGGCGUCGCUCCAGGACAGACUGGGCUGCUCUGGUGCGUCGCUGCCCGCUUUUCUCUCGCAGGACUGCAGCACUCUCAUGUCGUUUUGUAGGUCGACCGACGCCGGAAUUAUGGGAGAAUAGCUUGAUGAGGAUACUAGUCUUGUUUUUUGCGUGACGCUAUGAGCACUGUGGAGUCUUGCGGGCGUUGCGCCGUGGGUUAUCGGGCGCUGUGGAUCCUGUCAGCCAGCAUCGCAUAAUUAAUAAUGAAUGCGUGUAAUUCAGAGUAUAGGCUGCGCGAGGAUGGCUAAAUAGGUUACUAUAGGAAAAAGAACUAUUCUCCAUAUGAGGUUGCGGCAAUUUGUGUCUCUUGGGAUGCCAUGCCCGGCCGCACUGCUUUUAUUUUCACUUCCCGUGAGUCUGUUGUGUUUGUAGCAUCAGAGAUUUCAUGCGCGCUCUGGCUUCCCUCAGAGAUGAUUACAGGGUUUUGCCACCCGAUGCUCCCUGACUGGAGUCGGGUGUAGCCCAUUAGAAGACGAUUGUGAUUGAUUGCUCGUCCAGCCAAUCACGGGGCAGAAUGAAAGCCUGGUGGGCGGAUUGGUCUAGCGGAGCUGGAGAUAGUCCAGGGCAGAAACAAAGACGGGGGAGAAUUGACAGCUACAUCAAUGGGGUGUCACUGGCAGCCUCAGAGGUGGUUCAACACUGCUGACAUCACGGUGGCUCACCAAAGCAGCCUGCUGAAGCAGCUCAACCAGCAGCGCCGCCAGGAGCUUUUCUGUGACUGCAGUGUGCUGGUGGAGGGCCAGCUCUUCAGGGCCCACCGCAACGUCCUGUUCGCCAGCAGCGGCUACUUCCGCAUGCUGCUGUCUCAGGGGCCCGACGGGCUGUCUGACUCUGUCAACGCCACCUUCGACACCUUCAGCCCAGAGACCUUCGUCGUCAUCCUGGAUUUCAUCUACUCCGGCCAACUCGACCUCUCGAGUCACAAUGUGAUUGAGGUGAUGUCUGCAGCCAGCUACCUGCAGAUGAACAAUGUCAUCAACUACUGCAAGAACUUCAUCAAAUCCUCCUUGGACAUCAGCGUGAAAGAUGAAGACAGUGACCGCUGCAUCAGCUUGUCCGAGACCUGCAGUUUUAACAGUGGAGUAGUAGACGAGGCCUCCGAGCAGCAGCAGCAGCAAGGCCCCAGCUCUGUCAGCCCACCACCGGCGCUCUGGACCAGGGACAACUCACGAUCCCAGUGUGGCUUCAUGGGGAAGGACCCAGACCAAGAGUCAUCUUCCUCAGCUCUAAAGACUAGCCCAAGCAGCCCUGCUGAUGAUCUCAAUGCAGAGGCAGACGACCUGCAGGACCCCCAGGACCCUUUGUACACCUUGCCUGGAUCAGAGCGCCGGCGAGGUAAAGGGGGAACUAAGAGGAGAGCAUCCAAUCGCUCCAACCAACCUGAAGACUUAGACAUCGAGGAGGCGAGGACUCAAAAGGCUGAAAAGGCGGAGGAGCUGUAUGCUACUCUGCCACCUAUUUUGGGUGUUAUUGGACACUUUAAUAGAGACUCCAACCCCAUUAUGCGUUUCAAAUGUCCCUUUUGCACACACACGGUGAAAAGGAAGGCAGACCUGAAGCGUCACUUGCGCUGCCACACUGGAGAGAGGCCGUACCCCUGUCAGGCCUGCAAUAAACGCUUUACACGCCUGGAGCAUCUUCGUAGCCAUUUUGAGACGAUACAUCAAGCCAGGAAGCUGGUGUGUAGGAAGUGUAAGUGUCAAGUGACGGACGAGACUGGGCAUGUGGUGUGUGAGGGCACACGACGCUACCGCAUGUGCACCGCAUGCAUCCAGGAAGUGGAUUGUGAUGACAUCCCCAUGGACAGUCUAGAUAGUGCCAGUGAGGAGCCGGCCCUCUUAUUGGGGGUGGACGGGGAAGAGGAGGGGGACAGCAAGAGGAGCUGGAUGGUGGCCGAUGACGACGACGACGACGACCUGGCUGAAGACUCGGGGGCCGACCUCAUCAUCCAGCAAGUGGACGACAGUGAUGAGGAGCUGCAGUGAAAUGGAACCAAAGUGUGUGUGCAGAGAGCAUGCAGGAAUAAUAACCUUUGUAUGUGUGUGUGUGUGUGUGUGUGUGUGUGUGUGUGUGUGUGUGUAUGUGUGUGCUUAAGCCAUGCAAGAGAAUUUAUGCAAAAAAUAUGUGAUCCACUAAUGUAAAUACACACACUUGAUAUAUGUUAGUUGUCGCUUAUUUAAAUGCAACUGGUUAAUCUUUACUUUAAAUGAGAUGUUGACCUUUGUGACAAAGUGGAAUGCUUUUUGCUAAGCUUCAUAAAGAUAUGCAGUAUCCAAAGCUGUGUUUCCUUUGAUUGUAUUAUGGUUAAAUGAUACUCUUUCAAAGAUGUGUUUUUCCAUAUGCAUGGAAGAGCACUCUGCUAUGUUUUGGACAGAAUAAUGACUCUAAUGCUAUUUCCCUACUCGCUGUAAGGAAAGUCAAGAGCGGAUUUUUCCCAAUUUUACACAAAUGCAGUUUUUAUGAUUAUGUUUGAUUAUGAUAUGCACUAUGAUACAAAACCAAUUAUAAUUUAUUUGUUUGUUUGUUUUGUUACUUUUUGACACAUUAAAGAUAUUUUAUAAAUUUC
Molecule: messenger RNA, 2866 nt
Organism: Anarrhichthys ocellatus (wolf-eel)
Lineage: Eukaryota; Metazoa; Chordata; Actinopteri; Perciformes; Anarhichadidae
Gene: zbtb8a
Product: zinc finger and BTB domain containing 8A
Exons: 4
Coding region: 903-2285 (460 amino acids)
Biological process (GO): regulation of transcription by RNA polymerase II
Molecular function (GO): DNA-binding transcription factor activity, RNA polymerase II-specific; RNA polymerase II cis-regulatory region sequence-specific DNA binding; protein binding
Source: RefSeq, a predicted model, not a curated record